Xiphophorus hellerii (green swordtail) is the source of this 5258-nucleotide messenger RNA. Its product is annotated as twitchin-like. NCBI's taxonomy places the organism in Eukaryota, Metazoa, Chordata, Actinopteri, Cyprinodontiformes, Poeciliidae. The transcript has 4 exons. Gene Ontology annotation, biological process: response to bacterium. The record is from RefSeq and is a predicted model, not a curated record. The coding region runs from base 3885 to 4709 and encodes 274 amino acids.
UGCCGUCUGAAGAAAGGCAUCGCUCCAGAGUAAUCCCAACCAAAAACAACCAAUCAGAGCCAGGAGGAGAGUCUUAUCGCUGCCAAUCAAUCUCAUGUAUUUGCUGCUUAAUGUGCUAAUCGAGGAGGAACAACUGACUGUUAGAGCAAAAACCAAAUUAUCCGCCAUCAGCAGUGGCCAUGCUAACUAGCCUUAGCAUUAACAACAGUCUCUGCUAGCUGGAGCGCUGCAGAAAGUAACGAGGCGAGGUAAGCAGGGGGUGAGCAGUGCCAGAUUGAUGGUGAUUGCCAGCGCUAUGACCCGCCUCCUGGGUCUGAUUGGUUGGUUCUACAUAGAGAGAAGGCAGAGGAGGUUGAUUCUUUUUUUUUCUUCACAGAUUAACUGUCUCAUAGCAAACCAUCAUGACAUGGUGACAGUUUUAACUUGUCACCAUGUUAAAACUGCUGACACGUAUGUAGCUUUUUUAUUUUUCUUUAAAAGCUACACACUGCAGUUUAACACAGAUAUUAAAUGAAGAUAAUAAAAUUUGGAGAUUAGUUUCUCGUUGUGCAUAUUUAGAGGUCUGAAUAUGACAUGUUGCUAAAAAUCUAUUACAAAUAAUAAAAAAAACUUAACAUAAAAAUUCUGUCUCUACGGCAUGAGGUGACUGUAGUGAUACAGUCCAAAUUUGUUGGGAUCCACAUUUUUCAAUGAAACAAAAUUGUGACAUCCUUCCAGAAGAGUCUUCUAUCACAACAAUCCAAAAAAACAGAUACUCCACCUGUGGUACAGUACAGCAAAGGACAUUUGUUCUGCACCUAGGAAACAUCUGUAGAACUACAAGCUGGUUUCUGAAAGCAAACCACAACCACUAGUGCUAAUCCUACAUGCUCAAACAAACCAAGUGGACCCUAUCUUCUUGAAGACAUUUCACAUUAUUCAAAAGGCGUCUUUAGUGCUAAACUUGCGUUAUGAAAUAAGUAGCUAAUUAGUUGCAGACAGAACCACCGCACCAAUACGACCACUGAUGUCAGUAAUGGGGGCAUUAAAGACGCGUACGUCAUUGGUCCUCCCGUCUACUUGGUUCAAUCUUGGGUCAUUGUCACUCAGGAUUCAUUUGUCCAGGUUGACUCUACACCAGCCCGCCUUCAGCAGAAUCCCCAUGCAUUGAGAUUGAUACUGAACACAGAUGUAGAAGCUGCAGUCACCUUGAAAAAAAUCCCCUGCGGUCUAUAAAUAUGUCUGUGAGCACCGGUUGGAUCUUUUGGUGCACAACUGUCUCAUCCGUCUACUGUCCCCUCGUGUGGUGACGGUGGUUUGACCUACUCAGCAAAAGUUUCCACCAGUGGAAACGCUUGUUCUUGCCAAGACGGAGGAGGCUGCAUGGCCUUGAGCUUCCAGCGUCAACCAUAUCUGUGUGAUCUGGACUUGCUGUGAACAACUGGAACAACAAAAGUUGAGCGACUGGAGGACAUUUUGAACUUGAGGAAGAUGUAAAGGACAUGUAUGACUUUAGAUCAGCUUCAGUUGAUAAAGUCUCUUUCUGUCUCUCCAGAUUUAAAAGAAGAAAAAAAUUUUAAGAGGAGAAUCCCAUGUUACUAUUGGAAAGGUUCCACAAACCAAAGGCUUUCUUUAAAGAAUCUAUAAUCAUUGUAGAAUAUUCCAGCUCAGAUUUGACCAUUCGAAGAAUUGUAGAUGAUAAAAGGCCUCAAAGGGCCUUUUAAUCCAUUUAGUGGUCAAUCAGAUGUUAUAAAUUAGAUAUUGUGGUUUUAUUGUUAUGUGAUCUUUUGCCACAGAAUCCUGCUGGUCCUCUACAGCCAUUAGAUAAAAAGGUAAUCGCAUUUGAGAACGUGAAAAAUCUGGAUACCAGAGGAACUGUGUGACGGGUCAAACUUAAAAACAUAUUAGCCAAUUGCUACUAUGUCAAGUAGAAAAGAUACCAGCAGUGAUUAAUUGUGUCUGCCAAUCAAUCUACCAAGGAUUGGAAGAUAAUUUCCAAACAUCUUGACUCAAUGGGUCUAGAGUAAGAGUGGUUAUUCAUUGGAAGGACUCUGAACACCUCUGAGAAACAGAGAACCUGGUAAAAUGUGACAAAGUGCUGUCCUCUAGAAGGUAGGGAUUACUUGAAGUCACUGAUGGCAGAUUUUUAAGUACCAACUUCUCAAAUGACUGGUUCUUUCUUCUUUUGGUGUAAAUUUGCAACCAAGGUAGACAAAACACCAUCUCUAACUACACAACACGCCAAACACAGAGGCAGGUAGGUUGCAGCAGCAGAUGUCCAUACUUGGGGACCACUAUUGUUAGCUAAACACCAAAAACUGUUUAUCAAGAUUUGAAUAUCAAGUAGAGAACAAUGUCCUGUUCCAAUAAGUCUUGAUUCUACAAUCUAGUGUCGUUUUUCAACCAUGACAGACCCACUAUGCACAGAGCCACCAGAAACCUCGGAUCAUCUGCCGAGGUAAUGGACUCUAGCUAUUUUUAUUUUCAAUUUCUGGCAUUUCAGUAGAGACUUAAUAAAAUAAAAAUAUCCAACAUUAGAUCAAAGGUGAGGUUAUACAGGUGGACUGGUAGUGAAAGACCCUGGAGGAGAUGGAGAAGGAAAACGUCACGGGUGUGCUAACAGAUGACCAUUGGAUCGUCCACCAUGAACCACUGCGUGCCCAUGUCAACAUUGAUACGGUACUUUUGUUUUUUGCUGGAGCGAUAGUCUUCAAAACCAAGCUAAUUCUCUCAGGAAACAAAUAUGCUCCAAGAAAUCUUGUGUCAUUUUGUGCUGCCAAUCUACGGAGAAGCAGUUCUUUACAGGCGUCUUCACAAGUACACGGUACAAAGCUUGAGAUACUUGACACUGAGUUCGCACGCUUCAUACACUGAAAGCUAAACCUGAGUCUGUCGGUGCUGCGGAGUUUCUGCCUUACAUCCUGACAUCAAUGCCAAGCUGCUCAAACGCUCCGCAUGUUUGCUCACGCGAACAUCCUAAAGGAGUCGUCUCACUUCACUCAAACGGAAGAUUUACUCAACUCAGAGCGUAAUCCCAAAACAUUGACCAAGUUGUAUCCAAGAUGAGACACCAGCUAUCUGGCAGAGUCACUUUUAGAUCUUUUUCCUCGUGCUGUUACAAGACAUUUGAUUUUCCUUUGAAUAAAAAAUUAUGUUUUGCUUGUUUGCCGGUACAAGAAUGUUUCCACUCAAAAUUACUCAAGUAAAAAAUGGUUUUACAUAACAUAGACUUUUAAUUCCAGGUUCAGUAUGCGCAGUAAGUCUUCAAUAAAAGUUAAACCACUCCAGUCCUCAACUAGUACCUUUUUUUAUUUUUUAUUUGGCCCUCUGUGUAUUGGAGUUUGACCACCUGAUUUAUAAUAUAAGACAUUUCACUAUAGUGAAGUAGCGUUAUGCCAGAUAUGUCUUGGAUAACUUCUACCAACCUGGAAUGUAAUAGUUCCCUUUGUAAAUCGAGAUGACCGAGUCUCAACCAUGAACACUGAAAGCAGACAGUGAUCACAUGAGGCCUGAGUCCACUCUGAUUGGCUUGUCACAACCAGUCUUGUCUCUAGGAAGUAGAGCACAUUAAGAGAUUCUAUCAGUCAAGCAAAACCAUUUAAAGAAAAUGACUCCUCUUAUGUUUAUUGGCUAUGUGACAUGUCUGAUCCUGGAAACUUUGGGUAAGUUGUGACUUUAAAAGUUUUUUUUUAUUGGCUCUUCAAUGUUCCAGCUUUAGCAGAAAGUUACGUGUCUGUGUUUCUUCUCCAUUUUCAGUUCAUUUGGAAGCUCAGACUCCAUCACCGUCUUUGCAUUUUCAAUCGGUCAGCGUCGGCUCAAAUGUGACUUUAAAGUGUUUCUAUAAAGAAGCUGAUGGAGUGAUUUUCUACUGGUAUAAACAAACUCCAGGGCAGAAACCACAGCUGAUGUCAGAGUUUUAUAGAUAUAAGAGAAAUGGCUCACUUAUGGGUGAAUUUUGCAAUGAUUCACGAUUUGAGCUGGAAACUGGCAAAGAUAAAAACCACUUGAGGAUCUCCAAUGUGCAAAUGUCAGACUCUGCUACUUACUACUGUGCAGGAGUUCAUACAUAUCUGUAUACAUUUCUAGAGGGCAUUACAGUCCAUGUAAAAGAACCAAAUCUGAACAUUUGGACCUUGGUCGAUCAGUCCAGAUCUGAGAUCGUCCAGCCAGGAGGUUCUGUGACUCUGAAGUGUACGGUACAAAGCGGGACCUGUGAUGGGCAACACAGAGUUUUCUGGUUCAGAAACUCUGAAGAACACCUUCCAGAGAUCAUUUACACCAAUGGAGCCAGUGAUGACCAGUGUAAGAAGAAGCCAACCACACAGGCACACAGCUGUGUGUACAGCCUAUCCAUAGAGAGUCUGGACGCGUCCAAUGCCGGGACCUACCACUGUGCUGUUGCCUCAUGUGGACACAUUCUGUUUGGAAAGGGGAUGCAGCUGGACUAUGAGAAAAAGUCUGACUCCCCUGUCCUGCUGUACGUCUUGAGUGGAGCUUUAGCAUUCAGCAUCAUCAUGGUGGUAAUUCUGGCUCAAAAACUGCACAAGACCAAGUCCUGCAAAGACUCUCCAGUGAGAUCCUCCGCAGCCUCCGCUCUAAAUGCAGAUGAUUACGAGGAUGCAGAAAAUCUCCAUUAUGCUGCUUUAAGCAGUAGAAAACUCAGCAGAUCGAGAGGGAAGAGGGACGCCACCAAUGAAGUUGUGUACUCCAGUGUUGGGCCUCCGAACUGAAGUUGCUUCUUUGUGUUGUUAGGCUAACGCAGUGGUUCCCAAAGUGUGGGGCGCGCCCCCUAGGGGGGGCGCCGUGCCAUUGCAGGGGGGAACGGGAAACGGUAUGGAUGAAAAACCCCCAAAACAAAACAGUUACACAAAAGUGUUUCACUGUUAAAAUGGUUUGUAGUUUGUUUUGUUGUAACCUGAAGUGUGAAAUAAAUUUCACUGGAGUUUGAAAACAAAAUGUGUGUAUAGGUUUAUGUCUGGCUGAACAAUGUGUGUGCCCAGUUGAUUUUUUAUUUUUAUUUUUUGGGGGGGGAUUUUAUUGUAAUCCAUACGGGGGCCCAGAAAAUCUUUGGGAACCACUGCGCUAACGUCUCCGGUAGAAAGUCUUUGUUAAGCUUUUGACCAAAACAUAAAUAUUCCUUUUCAUUUAGCUGUAAUUAAGCUAAACCUGUUAGAUAUCACCAAAGUAAGUCCAUCUCCUCUGUCACUAUUCUUGUACAAACCUUUGAACUCGUGUCUUUGUUAACAUCAAGAAAUCUUAAAUAAAGAUCAAAAACUUUC